Messenger RNA from Lobosporangium transversale, 1611 nucleotides. RefSeq lists its product as hypothetical. Gene Ontology annotation, molecular function: protein binding. The transcript has a single exon. Lineage: Eukaryota; Fungi; Mortierellomycota; Mortierellomycetes; Mortierellales; Mortierellaceae. The coding region runs from base 40 to 1533 and encodes 497 amino acids. The record is from RefSeq and is a predicted model, not a curated record.
UUUAUUUUCCUCACUCCAUCGACUUUGUUUCUUCGCAACAUGGACAACCUUAAGCUGAAUCCCUUACAGAUUCCAGAAAUCCUCUUACUCAUUGCCGAGCUGCUCAACAAAAGAGACCUUCUGAACUGUAUCCGCGUCUCCAAGGCUUUUCAUAAAACUCUUAUCAGCCUCAUAUGGAAGAAAAUCACUGUCGGACAGGGAGGAGAACCUGGCAGCAAAGCAAUACAGAAGCAUAACGAAUACAUUGAAGAAAUUACAUUUGACAGCUACAAGUUUAAUGACUCAUUCCCAGAGAAGUAUGAGUCGCUACAGAGGCUUCAGCCCAUCACAUACAAAGGGUGGUGUUCAUGGCCCAAACCGAUCCACGCCAUCAAUCAGAUCAAGGCCCACAGCUCCAUCAUCACCGGCUUUAAUGUGAGCAGAGCUAUUAAGUAUGGGCCAGAUAUCUGGAAUGCUUUACUAGAAUGCACCAGUCUCAACCACUUGGGGGUUAUGGAAGUAACUACAUAUAUCGAUGUCGAAUUCGACUUAUUUCUUCAGGUCUGCAAGAGACUUCGGUGUUUAGAAUUGGGCCAUGUCAACUUCCUAAGUAGGGAGAACAACGAGUAUAUUUUCCCAAACAUACACACACUGCGUGUGGACUCUCUCUCUAUAUGCAACCUCAACCAAAACUCUUGGUAUUGUCUUGGAAUGUUUAUAAGAAAAUGUCCAGCAUUGCGUUUAUUGGCUAUUAGACUAAGUGGCACCACAAAUGAACUAUACAGGGAGCUACUCCUUCAGCAUCCUUGGACCCUGAAUAAUUUAUCAGAUAUAUGUUUUCGUGAGAUGAGAAUAGAAGACAAGGAUAUGGCGGCAACUCUCAGACGGAUGACAGGAUUAAGGCGGUUAGACGUCUUUUGGGGUAGAUUCUAUCAGCUCUCUUUGCAGGAGUUGCUAGCUGACAAGCAAGAAGUGGUGGAAAAUGGACAGCUAGUACAGAAGACAAGGCUUCGGAGACUUUGUGAGACAGUUGAGACGUUAGUGUUCGGUAAAGAUAGCAGUGUUGCUCAGGCUAUUUUAUCAAAUUGUCCACGGCUGAAAAGACUAGAAGGACCUAAAACUACAGUAUCAGAGAUUGUCAAUGGAGCAGAAUGGGUUUGUAGUGGAUUGACUCGCUUGAGUAUCACUCUUGAGGCAGAUAUUGAUGAAGAGACUGAAGAAGGGAUGGCAAAGACACGUAUUGCGUUUAAGCAGCUUGGCAAGCUGACUCGGCUAGAACAUCUUAACCUAACACGACGCUCUCUGUAUCCUCAUAGUAGGACACUGGACAUGAGAUUAAGAGCAGGUCUAGGUGAACUAGCCAACCUGAAGAGACUAGAAGUGCUAGUGGUUGAACAUGAUGCUCACCAGCGAAUGCAGCUUGAGGAUGCGACAUGGAUGGUGGACAAUUGGCCAAAUAUUAAAUACGUGUAUGGUGCUCUGAACGAUGAGAAAGAGACAGCUGACUUGUUGAAAUGGUUCUUGGAGUCGCACAAUAUACGUAUAUUUGCAUAAUAGCCUGGAAUGGGUAUGAAGAACAAGAGCAUGAGGCUUCCAAGAUCUACCACUGAUGAUUAGGAUACCGUGAUAAUG